AUGAGUGCAUGCAGUGUCUACCGGACCUGGUUUGAUCACCGGUCAAAAUUGCUCAGAACUAUUCGACCACACUUUAACAAUAGGCGGAGUGAAAGCAUCCGACGGAGUUCUUGCGGCAACUUUGUUCCUACUCCGCGCAUGCGCUUUCGAUCACCUUUUCGUGGAUCGCUCACGGUUGAAAACUUGGAUACUUUUCUUGACACCAGAACACUUCAUGUCGAUCUUGAUGACUACAUGGCACAGGACCGUAUCUCUUCAAAAUGUCCAAUUCAAAAGGUUCACGCUAGUCAGCUUGCUGCUAACAACCCCAUUGAAGAUCGGUGGAACUGUGGCUUUAUUCAAACGAAUGAGGAAAUAUCAAAAUUCGUUUUCUCUGUGGUCGACGGUCACUCAGGCUCCUCGUGUAGCCAUGCACUGGCUUGGAUUGUGCUAGAGUACAUCGCUGCAACUCUUGUAGGACCCGAAGAUCUCGAUGCUGCUGUAACUCGUCUUGCGAGUCUACCUUCCGACUGUGAACUGCCUCCAAGGAUUGUAGAGCAGCCCACCCUCUACAACAAUAAAGGUAAAAAUGUGACGAAGCGCUUCCUCACCAAUCGACUGCCUCCUCCCGAUAUCAGAAAAUUCCUCAUCGAAAGAUUGGUCAUUUUCAUGCAGGAGCUGAAGCUUUCGCCGCUGUCUGAGAAGCAUUGCUGGGAGGAAGCAUUGAUGCGUCUGGACAGUGAGUUGUGCUCCCUCGGUCUGGGCAGUGUUUCAGCGCUGUCAGAGGCGACAGAAAAUCCCUUCACCUCGACAACAACGACGGCAGCUCUUUCGGCAGACAUGCUUCGCGUAGCACAAAGCGGCGCGGUAGGGGUUUUCGGUCUUCUUGACUGGAACGCCAAAGGCAGCGAUGGCGGUGGCGUCGAAUUGCAAAUUGCUAACGUUGGUGAUUGCUCUGCCGUUCUCUUCUCCACCUUUGAUGAUUCUGGUGAACUGAAACCAAGGCGCCUAACCACACCGCACAAUGGCAGCACAAAUAUCGAUGAACUGAGACGCCUGAUGCUCGAACACCCGGAUGAUAAGGCGGAGGAUUUGAUACGCAAUGGUGGGCGCCUGUUGGGCGAACUGGCGCCCACUCGAGCCUUCGGUGAUGUGCGCUACAAGUGGACUAACGAACGUUUGAGGCAAAUGGCCGAUUACCUCGGUGCUACUGCCGAUUCGACCGAGAUGACUGCUGGCUCGUGGGCUGGGCUGGAGGCGUUGCCCACACCUUACACCUCUCCACCUUACCUCACGGCUAAACCAGAAGUCACGACCUGUAUGUUGAACCCUUCCGAUCGAUACCUUGUUCUGGCAACAGAUGGACUAUGGGACACCCUAAGUCCAGAGAGGGCAGCGUUAAUACUGAGUCGUUUGCACCCCGAUCAGUGUCCGGCGACGCGUCUCAUGCGGGCCGCGCUCUCUUUGACUCCCACUCUAGGGUUACCAAGCCACCGUGGGAUGGCGAAGGAGGACUUCAGACUCGCCUCGCUCCUCCUCGCCCUUCCCCCUGGGGUUGCCCGACUCUAUCGAGAUGACAUUACUUUGGUGGUGGUGGAAUUGAACGCUCCUCCUGCCCACCACAACGUAGUCGGUGCCGCAAGAAAGGAAGCACCCAUCAGCCAACUAAACCAACCAUCGAAUGUGCGUGCAACUGAGAAGAUUGUUGACCGCAGUGUUACUUAUCCCUCAACUGCAGAUCCAGUGGAAUCGAAGGAGUACUGCCCAGUUAUGGACCCACAUCGAUCCUAUCGAGCUAGAAGAGAGGUGGAGAAGCCAAUAUUCUCCAGCCGAGAGUCUGAAGCCGGGGAGCGAAUUCGCCAACUGCAACUUGACGGGAUCACCUUCAGGGCCAUUAACAACGUCGGCAUCGCAUCGAGUCUUUCCACAUCGAAUAUUACACCACAAAAUAAAAUUACCUCUCAUUACCAACAAGAUCCGGGCGCUUUGGUUCCAUGGCCUUCGAGCAACAAAGAAGAACGCUACUAG
This is a messenger RNA of Echinococcus granulosus, 2007 nucleotides long. RefSeq names its product [Pyruvate dehydrogenase [acetyl-transferring]]-phosphatase. The coding region runs from base 1 to 2007 and encodes 668 amino acids. The record is from RefSeq and is a predicted model, not a curated record. The transcript has 10 exons. Gene Ontology annotation, molecular function: protein serine/threonine phosphatase activity. NCBI's taxonomy places the organism in Eukaryota, Metazoa, Platyhelminthes, Cestoda, Cyclophyllidea, Taeniidae. Gene Ontology annotation, biological process: protein dephosphorylation.